AGCUUCAAGCCAUCUAUCUCUAUGACAUAUGACUAUGCUUUCACAACAAACAGUUUCUGCUCUGGGGCCUAUAUAUGACCCAAGUUUAGGCAACCAGGAAGGAUAAAAAAGGAGAGCCUUACUAUUGGUGUUAUUGCAUACUCCACAAUUUUAUCAGUGAUACUUAGACUUUCAAUCAAUGGCAGAUCAUCAGAGAAUCUAUCCGGUGGUCGACCCUGAGGCGCCACAGAGACCGACAGCUCCCCUGGUGUCUCGAGACGCUUCGAGAUCCGAUAAAGGAGAGCCGGUCGAGCACUACCCGCCGUUUCGCCGUACCAUCCCAAUGACACAAUCAAAACCACCAAAGAAGAAGAGAAGCUGUUUUUGCAGGUGCUUGUGCUGGACAGUAUGCCUCCUCCUGCUUCAAAUCAUUGUCCUUGGCAUAUUGGCUGCAAUAAUAUUCCUUGCUUUCCAGCCAAAAAUACCAAAGUACUCAAUUGACAGCAUGAGAAUUAGAGAGUUCAAUCUCAACAAUGACAUGAGCUUAUCUGCUACUUUCAAUGUUAACAUCACUGCCAGAAACCCCAACAAAAGGAUUGGUAUAUACUACGAAAAUGGUAGCGAGUUGAGCGUUUGGUACACGGGCACGAAACUAUGUGAAGGUUCGCUACCAAAAUUUUACCAAGGUCACCGGAACACGACCUUGCUCAACCUGAAUUUGACAGGACAAACACAGAACGCCACCGGUCUGUUGCAAUCGCUGCAGGCGCAACAACAGACUGGAAGUAUUCCUUUGAACGUUAGGGCGAAAGUGCCGGUGAGGAUCAAACUUGGCAAGUUGAAGCUGAUGAAGUGGAAGCCCCAGGUUAGGUGCAGGGUGGUGGUGGAUAGCUUAACUGCUGAUAAUGUCAUUAGGAUCAGAGAUAGUAGCUGCAAGUUCAGGUUUAGGCUCUAAUUUAUUCCAUCUUCCAUGCAGAGCCACAUAGUUAUUUUCUUUAAUCUCUUAUGAUCUUCAUUUUCAUUUUUUUAUUUUUUGUUGGUUUCAUAUAGAGAAGUGGAGGAUUAUAGGUGGUUUUUUCCCCUCCAUUUGAUGGUGAUAUGUUUAUACUAUGUUUUCUAUUGUUCACACAUUAUUGUUUUUGAAUAAUAUAUGAUUUAUGUACUCAUA
Molecule: messenger RNA, 1147 nt
Organism: Ilex paraguariensis (yerba mate)
Lineage: Eukaryota; Viridiplantae; Streptophyta; Magnoliopsida; Aquifoliales; Aquifoliaceae
Source: the annotation of a GenBank genome assembly